AUUGGAAAGUUCAUUCCAAGAAAGGCCCUUGAGCCAGCGAUCCUCGAGGGAGUUGAUGAGGAAGACUUUGUUCGUUGCUGUGAGUGUGUGUACUCUGGGGACUACUCUGCUCCAUAUCCUAUUCCAGGAUCAUCCGAAGGUGAUAAAUCGCAGCCGAUAGACGUGGAAAAGCAGUGCCAGAAGGCGGCAAAAAGAUGGGAUCCAUCUUAUCUAACUUGGAACCUCUUCCAUCCGGUCUAUGCAGCAGUGUUUUUGACUCACACUGAAAUUCAUCGCUUUGCAUUCAGAACAGGCUGGUAUCCCCUGAGGGUUCUAUCUUACUGCCGGUUUCUCCGAUUGCUUGAGAAAUUCACAGUAUUUAAAGCACGGACGGGAGACAUCGUUCAGCUAUUGGAAUUUGUUUUCGAAGAUAGUGAGUAUAUGCAGAAUCUGGCAAGUAUGGCGCGAGACUACAUGGUCUGGAAUGUGGAGAUGAUUAUGCGGAAAGCCGACUUCAAAAGUUUUCUGCAGCGGAACUCCUUAGAACAGACUGUCUUUCGUUCAAUGUGGUACAGUCGUUCUUGA
Molecule: messenger RNA, 564 nt
Organism: Penicillium argentinense
Lineage: Eukaryota; Fungi; Ascomycota; Eurotiomycetes; Eurotiales; Aspergillaceae
Exons: 2
Source: RefSeq, a predicted model, not a curated record